Glycine soja is the source of this 2558-nucleotide messenger RNA. RefSeq lists its product as uncharacterized. The coding region runs from base 45 to 2057 and encodes 670 amino acids. NCBI's taxonomy places the organism in Eukaryota, Viridiplantae, Streptophyta, Magnoliopsida, Fabales, Fabaceae. Gene Ontology annotation, biological process: lipid catabolic process. The transcript is spliced from 7 exons. The record is from RefSeq and is a predicted model, not a curated record.
UGUUACUAGUUAGCACCACCUCGCCAGUACCAGGAUGAUUUCCGAUGAUCGAAAGAAGCAAGGGCAUUGUGGUCAUAAUGCAACUAAGCAAGCUUCUUGUUCCGGGAAAGGCACUUUCUCAGCGGUUCCUCUCACGUUUCUGUUUCAGACACUCCAACCAGAUUCCAAACUCCAAUUUUUAUGUUUCCUUUUUUCUUCCAUUUUCCCAAACCACAUUGUUCUUCUCCGCCGAUUCCAUGACUGCCGGGGCAGUGGCGACGGCAGCCGGAGCGGCGGUGAUGCUGUACCUCGUAUUCCGGCGGAGGAGGAAGGCCGAAAAGGAGUGGUCGAGGUCGCGGACGACGUGGAGGUUGAAGCCAGCUCAGGCGCCGGCGAAUAUGUUAGAAUCGAUUGCGACGUUAUCGGAGACGUUGAGGUUCACUUACUCGGAGACUAUUGGGAAAUGGCCAAUCGCCGACUUGGCCUUCGGCAUCAAUUACUUGAUGCGCAAACAGGGUGAUUUGGCAGUUGCGAGUGUGUAUGGUGGAAGCAGUUGUGUGGAGCUGAAAGGCCCUGGAGUUGUAGAUGAGUUACAAGAGCUUUUGAGGUUGUUGACUUUGUGCAUGCUUUUCUCCAAGAAACCGUUUCCCGAGUUUUUAGAUUCUGCCGGAUUCUCUCUAGACCAUGUUCUUCUUCACAACCCCGAAGCUGGGCUUCUGAAGCCCGCUUUCACAAUUAUACAUGAUACGCAGUCAAAAUGUUUCCUUCUAUUGAUCCGGGGAACCCAUAGCAUAAAAGACACACUGACAGCUGCAACUGGUACUGUGGUUCCCUUUCACCAUUCCAUUUUAAAUGAUGGAGGAAUAAGCAACUUGGUUUUAGGAUAUGCACACUGUGGUAUGGUUGCUGCAGCUCGUUGGAUUGCAAAACUCUGCACUCCUACACUACUUAAAGCCCUUAAUAAAUGUCCAGACUCAGAAGUCAAGAUUGUUGGACACUCACUUGGUGGUGGUACUGCAGCACUAUUAACAUAUAUUCUUAGAGAACAAAAAGAGUUAUCUUCAAGCACCUGUGUCACAUUUGCCCCAGCUGCUUGUAUGACAUGGGAGUUAGGUGAAUCAGGGAAGCACUUCAUCACUACCAUUAUAAAUGGUUACGACUUGGUACCCACAUUAUCAGCUUCCUCUGUUGAUGAUCUCCGAUCUGAGGUUGCUGCGUCAUCUUGGAUGAGUGAUUUAUGGGAUCAGGCCGAGCAUACAAAGGUUCUGAAAGCCGUCCACAACUCAGCAACUGCACUUGGAUCUCACUUACAAUUCAUAUCUAGUGCAAAAGACAAGGUAGCUGGUGUAGGUGCUAUUCUACGGCCUGUGACCAGUGGCACCCAGGUUGUGAUGAAGCAUGCACAAAGUGUUGUCGAAGCUGUUGUCAAAACUAUGGCUUCACACCGUCAGAAUAUUGGACCAUUGCCAAAAUCUAAAUUAAAUAACUUGGCCGAAUCUUCUCUGGAACCCAAAAAUAUAAGUAAAUCUCUUUUGACUGAAAGUGUGCCUGUGCUGAAUAAGGAUGAACCAAACUACUCAAGUGGAAGAUCUGGACUUGAUGCCAUAGAUGAAGAGGAGCAACUGAUUGAUGCUAACGAGCACAUUACCUCUUCUGUUGUAAAUGACAUCACUGAAGGUGAAUUGUGGUAUGAGCUGGAGAAGGAACUUGAAAAACAGAACAAUAUCCUGAACAUUCGGGCGCAGGUAGAAGAGGCAGCUGCAGCAAAAGAGAUAACUGAGGAAGAGAAUCAGCUUAUUGAUGCUGCACAAGGCACCAGCAAUUCAAUCACGGCAUCUGACAAAGUAGAUAGCUAUCGUUUUUAUCCCCCAGGUAAAAUCAUGCACAUUGUCUCCACUCCUUCGUCAGAUGACUUUAGUUCAAGCUCCAUUGAGGAACAUGUCAAAUUAUAUGAAACACCUAGACAGCUUUAUAGCAAGCUCAGACUUUCAAGAACGAUGAUAAAUGAUCAUUACAUGCCCACAUAUAGGAAGAUGAUCCAACUAUUAAUCAGACAACUAGAGAAAGAUAUAAUGUGAAAUAGAAUACCAGUACAAAAAUACAAAAAUAAACAUCAAAUAAAUCACCACAAAAUGAUUAACAAUAUGGUCCAUUAUUAUUGUCUAACUUAUCUUCGCCAUAUGAAUUAAACUAUGCUCAAAUUGGCACGGGAUCUUCACAAAAAAUACACCGACACCCAAAAAGAAAAAAUAGUUUUCAAAUUUUUUAGAACUGGUAUAGAGCCGCUCCUAAGAGGAGAGGCUUCCAAAAAUUGACGGGCAAAUCCUAACCGAAGUAGGGCAGGACUCACCCGUCGUGUACUGUGUGUUCGAAAUAAUAGGUGUUGGCGCGACCCGCCGUCUCUAAACGAUCAUUAACGAAUCGCCUUUCACCCCCUGACAGGACAGGUUGGUUUCAACAUACCUGCUGUGGUUUAUUUAUAGUGAGCUCCCCACUCUUCAGUUUACAAAUCCUCUGAUGUGGGACUUGAAAACGUUAUUUUGUUUGUUAAAAACUUUAACACCAAUAUAAUUCCAAAU